AUGGCCCAACCUGUCUCCCUUGCCCACAAGUCUCUCCCUCACUCUCAUUAUCCUUUACUGGCUGGAUUAUCAACUCGGAUGGCGCAGAUCAACACGUAUGUCAAUGGGAAACUAGUCCCGUAUGAGACAAUCAGACUAUGGGAGGCGAAGCGACUGGCCCAUGUGACCAACUUUGUUUACCGCCAACUGGGCAUGCAGCAGCCACUUGGCGCGCAAACCAUGGAUGAGAAGAAACGCAGCUUGGCCGAGCUGAAGAUCGAGGUGGGCGAAGACAAUGUUCGCAAGAUGCUGGGCUUCUCUCUUGGUCUCUCUCAGCUCGUGAUGAAGAUUGCCAGCUUUCUGUCGUUUGGCAGAAGGAAGUACAGUGUUGUGGAAGUCGCCAUAAGCGGUGUAGAUCUCGAACCCAGCGCGUUUUUGGACAAGCUGAACCACAUCAUGCUGAACGACGGCGUGGAGUAUAGCAAGAUGAGGCUCAUGGCGUGUCCCGACCACUAUUUGAUUGUAAAAACAGGAGGGGCCACCCAGGAGGUGAUUGAGACAACUGGUGGCUCGCCAUUCCCCACCCAGUUCUACAUCUGUUAUGGUGAUUCCACGGGCCUACGCUCUCAGAUGGAUCCAACCUACGACGUGCAGCUGUUUGGUGUUGCCCGUACAAAGAGUGGAACUCUCAUAGGCGGUGUGAGGCACCAGAUCAGAAAGGAGUCGGACGGUCUGAGAUUGAAGCUCUUAGUAGAGUUCCCCGCGUUGAUCCUGGACUGGAUGGUUAGACAGCACCAGGCACAUCUGAUGUGUGAGUUCAAUAACUGGAUCAGAGAUGUGCUCAACAUGCGCUCUUGA
Linnemannia hyalina is the source of this 837-nucleotide messenger RNA. The record is from the annotation of a GenBank genome assembly. Lineage: Eukaryota; Fungi; Mortierellomycota; Mortierellomycetes; Mortierellales; Mortierellaceae.